UCCGAGAUCGUGUCGUUCUCUACACUUCUCCAGUGGUGACAUCUGUCUUAUUGGCAAUUGUCUUCUACCAGCUGACGCUCCACCAGGCACAUCUACGCGAAAUGCAACUUCACAUCAAUUCACUCGCGACCACCGUUCUCCAGCAUUCGAAAUACAUUGAUUCGCCUGCUAAAGAGUCGCUCUUACGGUACGCAAGGGAAACUGGGAAUGACAAAGGCAAGAAUAGUGUGCAAGUGCUAGACGAGUACUUUGGUAGAGUUGCGGAGCAGCAGUUGAGAGAAUUUUUGAAAGCACGUUGUGUGAACAACGAACGUCUGUGUUUGCAAGGACCUAAAGGAGGCUUAGGGCCAAGGGGACUUGCUGGAUUACCAGGCUCUUCUGGUAGCAAAGGCGACAAGGGAGACCGGGGAGUCGUUGGCGCUCAAGGCUUAAAAGGAACAAAAGGUUCUAAAGGAGUACCUGGCGCAAGGGGAGCGAGUAUUGACCCUCCCGUUAUCACCAAACAACCAAGCGCCGUUGUAUCGCUGGAGUCUGAAGAAGCCAAGUUUCACUGCAAAGCUGAAGGCUUUCCGACGCCUAAAAUACGAUGGCUAAAGCUUGACUCUACUCUGCCGCGAUCUCGAGCGACUAUGUCUCUAAAUGACACACUAACGAUCAGAAAUGUUCACAGACAUGAUGCAGGAACAUACGUCUGUUUGGCUGAGAAUAUAUUUGGUGUUGUGAGAAGCUAUGCAAGUCUCAUUGUUCAAGUUCCUGUCAAGUUUGUCGUUGUCCCGCCGUCUGUAGUGACUGUAGAGCAAGGAAAACGUGUCAAACUAGAGUGUGCAGCUACAGGCUAUCCUUCUCCAACUAUCACGUGGUCACGAGUUGACGAAGUACUGGAGUCUAGCAAAGUGAGCGCCAACGGCAGUCUGAUUAUAGAGAGUGCGAAGAAAGGCGACAACGGCCAAUACAUGUGUACUGCAAAAAAUGCAGUAGGAAAGAAAACGUAUUCGUUUUCAUUGGACUUGCAAUUGCCAGUAGAAGAGCCAUCCGGGCAGCCGUAUUUUGGAGUUCGAGCAGUCAAUGGAUCUGAUGCUACCCUCAAGUGCGGAUUGUGCAGCUUUCCGGGUUUCUCAUUUACGUGGGAGAAAGUGGUAGGUGAGAUAACAUCAGAAAGAGCAAAACAGAGUGAUUGUGCACUGGUCAUCAAACAAGUCGCUCUCACUGACACCGGCAAUUACACGUGUGUUGGACGGUCAAAAUCCAGGUUCUCGUCUGCUGUGUUGAGAGAAAACGUGCAACUAGUUGUAUUAGCUGCAGCACGUAUAACAAGUCGUAUUCCGGUCUUAAUGCCUUUGGGACGAGGAGGAAAUCUAAACCUGAAGUGUGUUGGUGUUGGUCCUCCUGUUCCUGAUGUCUAUUGGACGAAAGGAUCUGUUCGAAUAAAAAGUGAACAAAAAGGGCAGUUACGUCUAACAAACGUGUCUCAGCGUGACACUGGAACGUACCGUUGCCACGCAGUCAACUACUUAGGACGAGAUGUGAGAGAGACAAAACUAAUUUUUACAGAAAUAAAAUUUGUUUAUCGUCCUCCUGCUACUGUUGUCGCGUCUGCUUCUUCCACUAUAGUAAUCAACUGCACUGCUGAGAUAGCCCCUGGAAUACCAACCUCAACACGAUGGGAAAUUCCACGACAACAGUGUAGAUCGGGUUCGGCCAAGAGAACCGUUUUAACCAAUGGAACGCUAGUUAUACGAGAUGUGACCGAAUGGGAUAGUGAUACUUAUGUAUGUUACGCCGGUAACAAUUGGAUUUCAGCGAAAGUACAAGUGAGGGUGGCAGCGGAUAUGAGUUGGAUGCUGACAAGUGACUCCUGUAAAGGAUUUCGUCAGUCUACCUACAACAGAUCUGUUUAUUAUGCGGUGUCUUCGUCUACAACGUGGAACAAGUCUAACUACUAUCAUUGUCCUGCAGGAUAUUAUUGGCCAUGCACUGAAGAGGGACGAAAGAUAUUCAAUGAUAACAGCUGGUCAGGGCCAUAUUCGUACUACAGUCAAUGUGGAUGGAGUAGUUAUAACUACGGUGGAGGAACUAGAUAUAACUUCAGGUUUCGUGAUUCGUCAUCAACGAAUGCACACAAGUUUACUGGAAAUUCUGAUGCAUACCAAGUCCAGACCACCAGCUCUACCUCCUACUUUGCCGGCAUCAUUUGCGUAAAAGAAUAAAGAAUAAUGUUUCCUGCAAGUUGCCACAACACUGACGCAUAAGCAAGCUAAAUUGUACGUCUUUCUACGCUUGUAAACUUAAAUGAAACGAUUAUUUCACAUACUCUAGACUUGCAGCUAAUGUGCAUGAAUGUGUAUUGAUUUCAUGUGGAGUCAAACUUGUGAACCACACCAAAAGACGGAAAGAAUAAUUCUUUCCGUCUUUUGGUAUGGUUCAAUUGCACUUUUACAUACACGUACAACAUACACGUCAACGUGAUAACAUUUAAACAAGUCUAAGGGUCGUAUUUGUUAUGCGGCAAAACAUUUUACUUCGAAUUCGGCGAGUCAUUUAUAGUCCUCUAUAACCGGCAUGCAUGGGUACCGUGCACGUGGCAUCAACUGGGACGUUGAAUAAUGUGUAGAGAAGUUAUAUGUCUGUACAUACGAAACAGCAAAAUAUGAUCAGGCGAAAUCAAACAAACAACAAACCGGUGACAUUUGUUUAGCUAU
Molecule: messenger RNA, 2699 nt
Organism: Corticium candelabrum
Lineage: Eukaryota; Metazoa; Porifera; Homoscleromorpha; Homosclerophorida; Plakinidae
Product: roundabout homolog 1-like
Exons: 10
Coding region: 102-2207 (701 amino acids)
Source: RefSeq, a predicted model, not a curated record